This is a messenger RNA of Daphnia magna, 600 nucleotides long. RefSeq names its product RNA polymerase II transcriptional coactivator (gene Ssb-c31a). The record is from RefSeq and is a predicted model, not a curated record. Gene Ontology annotation, molecular function: DNA binding; transcription coactivator activity. Bases 130 to 507 code for a protein of 125 amino acids. The transcript has 3 exons. Gene Ontology annotation, biological process: positive regulation of transcription initiation by RNA polymerase II. Lineage: Eukaryota; Metazoa; Arthropoda; Branchiopoda; Diplostraca; Daphniidae.
UCACGUUGACUCAUGGCGCCCAAAUUUCAGGCCCAUCUGAACAAGCCAGACGUUUAUUAGUCUUACGUAUAGAUUUUUAGCUUCAAUUUUGAGUUACAUACCUGAUCAUUGCUGGUACUCAUUAUCAGAAUGCCCAAAAUUAACAAACGCAAGAAGGUGUCUAACAGUGAAGAUGAAAAAUCGGCAAGCUCCUCUGAUAGUGGACCCGAGGACAGAAACCCACCACCCAAAAAUGAAGCAACAAAAAUGGCGACCGCAUCUACGGGUUCAGCAAAAAAACCUGAUCAAAAUCCACCUGGAGAGGCUGAACCAUCAUGGCAAUUGGACAAGCAACGUGUAUUGAAAGUUCGCUCAUGGAGAGGAAAAACAUUUAUUGAUAUUCGUGAGUAUUAUGAAAAAGAUGGACAGCAGUUACCAGGGAAAAAAGGAAUAAGUCUGUCAGCCUCCCAAUGGAGUAAACUGAAGUCAAUUAUUCCAGAAGUUGAUAAAGCUCUGGAAGAAAUUUAAAAUGCAAACAAAGUUGAGAAACACUUUCCUAAAGCAUUGAUGUAUUCAUUGAAAAUAUUAUAAUCCAGAAAUAAAGAAACAUUGCAAAGCAAA